CGCUCUGGCCUAUGAUUGGCGAGCGCUUCUGGCUGAGUUUCCGGUGCGAUAAAGCAGCCCAGGGACGGGCGGUGGUUGGUUUCUAGGUUGGUGCCGUCCGAGCCGGCAAAAUGAAGCGCAGCGCCGAGAAGGUGGGCUGGCAACCUCGUGCUAACGGCUGCAGCCUCCCAGCGCACGGUUGCGACCGGAAAAACGGUUACGUACGAGGCUUCCCGGGGCCCGAAUCCCACAGCCAGAUUCAUCAUAUUGCCCACAAUGGAGGUUUAUAUAAGAGACCUUUCAAUGAAACUUUUGAAGAAACACCAAUGCUGGUUGCUGUACUGACUUAUGUAGGCUAUGGUGUGCUCACCCUUUUUGGAUAUCUUCGAGACUUUCUACGGCAGUGGAAAAUUGAGAAAUGCCAUAAUGCAACAGAAAGAGAUGAACAAAAGGAUUUUGUUCCUUUGUACCAAGAUUUUGAGAACUUCUAUACAAGGAAUCUUUACAUGCGCAUUAGAGAUAGUUGGAACAGACCAAUCUGCAGUGUACCAGGAGCAAAAGUGGAUAUGUUGGAACGAGUUUCUCAUGAUUAUAAUUGGACAUUCAAGUAUACAGGAAAUAUAAUAAAGGAUGUAAUUAAUAUGGGAUCCUACAACUAUCUUGGAUUUGCAGAAAACACUGAUGCUUGCAAAAAGGCAGUGGCUGAGGUUCUCUCACAAUAUGGAUGUGGGGUUUGCAGUACUAGGCAAGAGAUGGGAAACCUGGAUAAACAUGAGGAACUAGAAAGUUUAGUAGCCAGAUUCCUUGGCGUGGAAUCUGUUUUGGCAUAUGGAAUGGGAUUUGCCACAAACUCAAUGAAUAUUCCUGCUUUGGUUGGCAAGGGUUGUCUAAUAUUGAGUGAUGAGUUGAAUCAUGCAUCUCUGGUCCUAGGGGCAAGACUUUCAGGAGCAACAAUUCGAAUCUUUAAACACAAUAAUAUGCAGAGCCUGGAGAAGCUGCUCAAAGAUGCCAUUGUAUAUGGGCAACCUCGCACACACAGGCCAUGGAAAAAAAUUCUCAUCAUUGUUGAAGGCAUAUACAGCAUGGAGGGAUCCAUAGUCCGACUACCUGAAGUAAUUGCUCUUAAGAAAAAAUACAAAUCUUACCUGUACAUGGAUGAAGCUCAUAGUAUAGGAGCACUGGGUCCCAGUGGCCGGGGCGUAGUUGAAUAUUUUGGACUUAACCCUGAGGAUGUGGAUAUUAUGAUGGGGACAUUCUCCAAGAGCUUUGGAGCUGCUGGAGGAUACGUUGGAGGCAAGAAGGAGCUGAUUGAUUACCUUCGUGUCUACUCACACAGUACAGUGUAUGCCACAUCAUUUUCCCCUCCAGUUCUUCAACAAAUCAUUGCAUCAAUGAAGUGCAUUAUGGGUGAAGAUGGCACAACAUUUGGCAAGUUCCGUAUACAACAGUUGGCAGAGAACACCAGAUACUUCCGAAGACAACUUAAGAAAAUGGGAUUUAUAAUCUAUGGAAAUGAAGAUUCUCCUGUUGUACCUCUGAUGCUGUAUAUGCCAGCAAAAAUUGGUGCAUUUGGACGAGAGAUGUUGAAACGGCAUGUAGGUGUUGUUGUUGUGGGCUUUCCUGCUACCCCAAUCAUCGAAUCCAGAGCGAGAAUUUGUUUGUCUGCAUCUCAUAGCAGAGAGAUACUUGAUACUGCUUUAAAGAAAAUAGAUGAAGUUGGAAACCUCUUGCUAUUGAAAUAUUCUCGUCAUCGAGUGCUACCUCUCCUUGACCGACCUUUUGAUGAGACAACAUAUGAAGAGACGGAUGACUGAACUCUUUUGAUGUGUUUUGUGAAUUGAGUAUGCUCCCCAGAACUUUAUAAGGCUCAAAGACCAAGGUUCUUGAAUCCAAUACUUAAUGACUGCUCAGCAUAAACAGAAUGACUUUUUACUCACAAAACUGAAGUGGCCACAAGAGCUGUUAAAUCAUGUGUGGUAAAUGGCAAAACAAAACCUGGGUUUUAUUCCCAUUGCUUCAAGGUCCUGCUAUAGGUAGGUGCCUGACUUGCAUUUUUAAAAUGCUGCCUCCUUAUUUAUGUUGCAGUAAGAUCCCGUUAACUUCUGUUGACACAUCUGCAUUACCCAUCAUACUGCCAUGGAGGCUCUGUUGGUGUGUUAGAAGAUGCUGCAGUGUUUCUGUUACUUUUUCUCAUUUCUAAUAUCUGACCUUCGUCAGAAUAUAUGACUGGCCAAAUGAAUCAGUUAAGGUUUCUGAGGAGAUUGUUGACAGCUAAUUAAAAUAUAUUGAACAGAAAGAAUCAACCUAAAUAUUUCCUUUUCCCAUUAUUUCAUGCUGUUGGGAGAGUACCUUUUUAUUAUUAAAAUGAUAGUAGACCCACCAGUUUGAGGAAUAUUGUGUUCAUCAAGGUACAAAAGAGGAAGUCUUCCAGACCAUUGGCCACUUUGGUUUUUCAGGUUAAGUAUCAAGCUUUCUGCAUUUGGGUAAGUAGCAAAUAAUAUCUGAGAGCAGGAAAGGUUUUUAUGUGAGCAUUUUUUUUCUUGAAUGGAAUUACUCUACUCAUGCAUACUCUACUUGUUUCUAUUUUCUUCAUAGAGAAUAUUACAAAAUUGUAUCCUUGUGAAUUCAGUUGAUGUAUUCCAUCAAGGAGUUUGUAUUUUUCCCCAAUAUGGUAAAUAUUGACUAUCAUAUCCUACAGAGUGAAGCUAUAAUAGUUACCAUGUAAAUUUAACAUAGUAAAUUAUCUUGGGCAAGCUUCAUCAUAGAAUGAGCAUUGGAAAUUGAGUUCUGGCUGGUUAUAUUAGGAAUUUUCUGUAUGAAACGUUUUCUAUAUGAAAUUCUGAAUUUAAGUUGCUGGUAUGAUGAUUUUAGAUUGAUUGUUUAGAUCUCUGAUUAUGAAGAAGGUUAAAAAGAGUCUGAACCAAAAAUUAAGAGCCAGUUUUGUCUCUAUGGGCUUGACAUGAUAUCAUUAACCUUUUGGGGACCACUAGAAGAAUUAUGAUCUGAUGGAAAAAUAAUUUAUGUAUAUAGCUAUUUGUGGCAGCUGGCAAAAUGAUGUUCUCUCAAUAAAAGUGUGUAUAAAGCAGUUGGAGUAUAUCAAAAGAUGACAUCAGUACAAAAACCCUCUCAAAGUACAAAAGCGCAUUGAAAAAUGCAAAUCUCUGUGUUGUCCAUUUGCCAAAUGCACCUUCUUGGGCCAGUAUUUUACUGAACUCUAUCGUAAAAUUAUCUGCAGAAAUUUUAUGUGUAACUGUAAAGAAAGUUGGGAAAUAAACUGAGUGAAAAAACAAUGUAUGGAGCCGGAGGCUUAUUAGCCCGAAAGCUAAUGGUGGCCCAUAUUUUGGUAGUCAGUAGACAGGCUUGCACUGUAAGUUACAAUUUGAAAGUCUUAAAUUGCACUGUGCUCCUACUCUUCUCUGUUGGUAAUAAUGUACAUAUAUCCUAGAUUUUUAAAAUAAAUGUUAAACAUUUUAAAUGAACUUUUUAAUUAACUUUUUAAUUUCUUCCAGAAAUACAACUUUUUUACACUGUGAGGAAAUCAAAUUUGGGUGCCAUAUGGGAAGGGAGGAAAAAGAGAAGCAGAUUUUACAUUGACUUUUAAGAAAAUAACAAUGCAUGUUAAGCUGAGAAACUGCUUGACAAAUCUAUUUGUGUUCUGCUUAAUAAAGAGUUCACAAAAAGGUG
Python bivittatus (Burmese python) is the source of this 3663-nucleotide messenger RNA. RefSeq names its product serine palmitoyltransferase long chain base subunit 2 (gene SPTLC2). Gene Ontology annotation, biological process: ceramide biosynthetic process; sphingosine biosynthetic process. NCBI's taxonomy places the organism in Eukaryota, Metazoa, Chordata, Lepidosauria, Squamata, Pythonidae. Gene Ontology annotation, cellular component: serine palmitoyltransferase complex. The record is from RefSeq and is a predicted model, not a curated record. Gene Ontology annotation, molecular function: pyridoxal phosphate binding; serine C-palmitoyltransferase activity.